Messenger RNA from Camelina sativa (false flax), 615 nucleotides. RefSeq lists its product as uncharacterized. NCBI's taxonomy places the organism in Eukaryota, Viridiplantae, Streptophyta, Magnoliopsida, Brassicales, Brassicaceae. The record is from RefSeq and is a predicted model, not a curated record.
AUGUCACCAAAGAGGAGAAGUGAUCCGAGGAGGCACCCAUUUCUUUUCGGAGCAGCUUGUUUGACACAUUCGAGGUUUAAAGAGAUGUUGGUUAACUCUUGGGAUGAGAGCAAGACAACUCUGGAGGCGCUUCAGGGUUUGGAGAGGACCUUAUGGAAGUGGAAUAGGGAAGUUUUUGGAGAUGUUCAAAGGAAAAAGAAGGUAUUGAUGAGGGAACUAACAGAGGUCCAGUUGGAGUUGGAUAUUGUGCAGACAGAUGUUUGUUUAGCCCUUGAGGUAGAGCUUCUAAAGAAGUUUGACUUAGUUCUGAAGCAAGAAGAGAUCAUCUGGUUUCAGAAGUCCAGAGAGAAAUGGUUUGCACUUGGUUAUCGCAAUACCAAGUUUGUCCAUACCUCGACUAUCAUUCGUAGGAGGAGGAACAAGAUAGAUAUUCUGAAGAAUGAUGCAGGUCAGUGGAUGUCGAAUGCAGUGGAGUUGGAGGGGCUGGCUACAACUUAUUAUCAGUGGUUGUACUCUUUAGAAGAUGUUGAUCCUGUGGUGGAGCGGCUGCCUGAUGAGGGUUUUCUGCGAGUGCCUACUGAACACCAAGAUGCUUUGACUAAGCCUUUCUCAUAG